AUGGAGGGAGAAGAUUCCGAAGAAGCCAAAAACAAAACGACAGUGACGGCUUUAUACCAAGCCUUAACCUCCAAGGACGUUGAUGUCGUCCACCUUCUCCUCGCACCCUACCUCGAGUGGUGGUUCCAUGGCCCCCCAACUCACCAGCAUCUGAACCGCCUACUCACUGGUGCACCACCGUAUGACUCAUCGUUCAAAUUCGUCCCUCUCUCGAUCAUUGCAUUUGGAUCAAUGGUGCUGGCUGAAGGAUACGACGAGGUUCGUUCCGUUUCGUGGGUGCAUGCGUGGAUCUUCACUGAUGGGAUUAUUACCCAGGUCAGGGAAUACUACAACACGUCCGUCACGGUCACCCGGUUAUCCUCACCGCAUAUCAGAUCACAACCGGGGAAUUGCCAGUGUCUCUGGCAGAGUAAGCUCUCGGAUAACAAGUCUGUGCCUGGCCUCGUUUUGGCGCUAUAA
Molecule: messenger RNA, 459 nt
Organism: Malus domestica (apple)
Lineage: Eukaryota; Viridiplantae; Streptophyta; Magnoliopsida; Rosales; Rosaceae
Product: wound-induced protein 1-like
Source: RefSeq, a predicted model, not a curated record